Messenger RNA from Sorghum bicolor (sorghum), 1975 nucleotides. Its product is annotated as UDP-galactose/UDP-glucose transporter 3. The record is from RefSeq and is a predicted model, not a curated record. The transcript has 7 exons. Gene Ontology annotation, molecular function: UDP-glucose transmembrane transporter activity; UDP-galactose transmembrane transporter activity. The coding region runs from base 346 to 1434 and encodes 362 amino acids. Gene Ontology annotation, biological process: UDP-galactose transmembrane transport. Gene Ontology annotation, cellular component: Golgi membrane; endoplasmic reticulum membrane. Lineage: Eukaryota; Viridiplantae; Streptophyta; Magnoliopsida; Poales; Poaceae.
UUGAUAACUAAGCAAGGCCAUAGCGAACUAGACCGAUUUCGGCCCAGCCCACAGUCCAAUAGCCCAAGAUGUGACCGCAGACGCACGCUCGGGCCAUCGUCACCCUUCCACCGUUCCACGCCAUCCAGCCAAUCGGGCGUCUGUCCUGGCAUGCUCGGUCCAAUCGCUCUACGCCACGUCACCCCUCUUACGCGCUCUUCCCUCCUUCGCCACGGUUGCGCCGAGCUCCUAUAACACGCGCUCCCGCUUCCACUCGGCGACCUCCACCGGUCCACCGCGCAUCGAACCCCCCACUAGUGCCGAUUCAGCUGAUCCCUGGCCGUCGCCGGCCGGCGAAUCCGCACCAUGGCGGUCGUGCGCCUCCGCGGCAACGGUGCAAACGGCGUCGUCCGUCCCCGGCCCCGCGACCGCGGCGCCCGCGGUGGCGGCGGAAGCAUGGCGGGGCGCGUGGCCGUCCUCGCCUUCUGUGUCGCCGGGAUCUGGUCCGCCUACAUCUACCAGGGCGUCCUUCAGGAGACUCUAUCCACGAAGCGGUUCGGGCCGGAGGGGCGGCGGUUCGAGCACCUCGCGUUCCUCAACUUCGCGCAGAACGUCCUCUGCUUCGUCUGGUCCUUCAUAAUGAUUAAGCUGUGGUCGGGUGGGAGUAGCUCCAAUGGCCGCGCGCCGCUAUGGAAGUAUUGGGGCGUCAGCGUCACCAAUACCAUCGGGCCGACGAUGGGGAUCGAGGCGCUCAAGUACAUCAGCUAUCCGGCUCAGGUGUUGGCAAAAUCUUCUAAGAUGAUUCCUGUAAUGUUGAUGGGAACACUUCUCUAUGGUGUGAAGUACACACUUCCAGAGUAUUUUUGCACCUUUCUUGUUGCUGGCGGUGUGUCCUCCUUUGCGUUGUUGAAGACAAGCUCGAAGACAAUUAAGAAGCUUGCCAACCCUAAUGCACCUCUUGGCUAUACAUUGUGCUUCCUCAACUUAGCUUUUGAUGGGUAUACUAACUCGACCCAAGAUUUAAUAAAAUCAAGGUACCCAAAGACAAACCCAUGGGAUAUAAUGCUUGGCAUGAACCUCUGGGGGACCAUAUAUAAUGCUGUAAUUAUGUUUGCUGCGCCAUUACUGUUCAGUAAUUGGCCAUAUGCAAAUGGUUUUGAGGCAUUGAGAUUUUGCCAGGAGAACCCAGAGGUCGCCUGGGACAUUUUCCUGUUCUGCCUAUGUGGUGCCGUGGGGCAGAACUUCAUCUUUUUAACCAUCAGCCGGUUUGGCUCUCUUACUAACACAACAAUCACUACCACCCGUAAAUUCAUGAGCAUUGUGGUUUCAUCAGUCAUCAGUGGCAAUCCAUUAUCUUUGAAGCAAUGGGGUAGUGUUGUGAUGGUCUUCUUAGGCCUCUCUAUCCAAAUAUAUCUCAAAUGGAAGAAAAAGAAGGGCAGAGACCACAAGGAGUAAGCUUGAUUCUUGAACCUGUUCCGAUUUGUAACUUCAAUUGGACAGAUCUGUUGUGAGGUUGACCAGGAUAACGUUAAUGCAGUCGAAAUUAGGAGACUUUUACAUGGACUAUUAUGAGCGAUAACUAGUGUGAGGCUGUGAGCUAUUGGUAACAGCUUGUAGUUUCUGUUCUACAGGGAGAUGCAGCAAUUUGUGUUGCAUUGAGGACAAAGUUGUAUGAUGACCAAUGUAUUUUUGUUCUACUCUCUCGAAAGUAAUCUGUUGUAGAAUUAAAAUUGCAACAUCUAGGUUUUUGUUCUAGUUCAUGUAUACCUCUUAUGUUGUGUUUGGAAGAGCAGUAGACUUAAAUUUGAACUAAGCCACAAGUAAUUUAGAUGAGGAAAUUUGGUUUCAGAACCUUUAUAAUAAGGAUUUGGAAUGGUUAUCUUCCCAAUCCUAGCGAAUAGAGAUGUUAUAAGAACAUUACUUAUGUUGUACCAAGAUAUACGAAUACAAUGGGUGCUCUAUACUCCAUUAGCGAAAUGUAAAUGAAAAUUUGAUA